GGGGCGCCGGGAAGACUUCCCUGUAGCAGGGCCAGUGUGGGGCGCGGCUGCAGGCCCGGCCCGGCCACGGGGCAUCGCCGGGGCCCUGGGGAGCCGAGUCCCUGCUUUCCGGGCCGGGGUGCGCCCCUCCGUGCGUCCUAAAGCCGGCCCGACUGCAAGGGGUGCUCCCUGACCAGGAGACACCGGCUCAGAGCCUGACAGCCCCCAGCGAGGGGGGCUGACUUACCGAGGCACUCUCAGCCUCUGCAAGUGCCCAGGCUCAAAAGCUGUGCCCAGCAAUGCGCUGCCACAGACUGGCCCUGGGCCUAGGAUUCUGCCUGCUGUCGGGCACUGCCCUCUGCUUGCUAUGGAAGUAUUUUGAGAACUGGCUGCUGGUCUCCUAUGUCCCCUAUUAUCUCCCCUGCCCGGAGAUCUUCAACAUGAAACUGCAGUACAAGGGGGAGAAGCCAUUCCAGCCUGUGACACAGUCAUUGUACCCUCAGCCCAAGCUUCUGGAACAAAGGCCUACUGAGCUGCUGACCCUCACACCCUGGUUGGCACCCAUUGUCUCGGAGGGAACCUUCAACCCUGAGCUUCUGCAACGCAUCUACGAACCUCUGAACCUGACCAUCGGGCUCACGGUGUUUGCCAUCGGCAAGUACACCCGCUUCGUCCAGCACUUCCUGGAGUCAGCCGAGCAGUUCUUCAUGCGGGGUUACCGGGUGCACUACUACAUCUUCACCAACGAGCCCGCAGCCAUCCCUCGGGUCCGGCUGGGCCCCCGCCGCCUCCUCAGCGUCAUCCCCAUCCAGAGACACUCCCGCUGGGAGGAGAUCUCCAUGCGCCGGAUGGAGACAAUCAGCCGGCACAUCGCGGAGAGGGCGCACCGGGAGGUGGACUACAUUUUCUGCCUCGAUGUGGACAUGGUGUUCCGGAACCCAUGGGGCCCUGAGACCCUGGGGGACCUGGUGGCCGCCAUUCACCCGGGCUACUAUGCUGUGCCCCGCCAGCAGUUUCCCUACGAGCGCAGGCACACUUCCACCGCCUUUGUGGCAGACGAUGAGGGGGACUUCUAUUAUGGUGGGGCAGUCUUUGGGGGGCGGGUGGCCAGGGUGUACGAGUUUACUACAGGCUGCCACAUGGCCAUCCUGGCAGACAAGGCCAAUGGCAUCAUGGCCGCCUGGCAGGAGGAGAGCCACCUGAACCGACGCUUCAUCUCCUACAAGCCCUCCAGGGUGCUGUCCCCGGAGUACCUCUGGGAUGACAGGAAGCCCCAGCCACCGAGCCUGAAGCUGAUCCGCUUUUCCACGCUGGACAAGGACACCAGCUGGCUAAGGAGCUGACAGCAGAGCCAGGGCUGCCGUGGGUGGGGACCCAAGCCCCACAGCCAGCUUGCCCCUGCGGAGCACCCCGCUCACCCUAGCGGAGCACCCUGCUUGUCCCCAGGGGGGCACCCCUCUUGCCCUGGCGGAGCACCCUGCUUGUCCCUGGGGGAGCACCCCUCUUGUCCUGGGGGAGCACCCUGCUCAUCCCUCGGGGAGCACCCCUCUUGCCCUAGCGGAGUAACCCUGCUCAUCCCCGGGGGGAGCACCCCUCUCAUUGCUGGCGGGCACCCAGCUCGUCCCAGCAGAGCCCUGUAUCAGUGGCUCCGCUUCUCAGGCCUCAGGUGAGACCCGUCCAGUCCUGCCUACCUCAGUCUACUAGAACUCACCUGGAAAAUGGAUGUGGAAGGGCCUUUGUAAACUGUAAAGGGCUGCGCGGAUAGGAGCAGAACACAAAGCUCACACAGCAGUGUGGCCCAAGGGGAAGGGGUGGAGGAGACAGGGCUACAGGCCUCGCCUAACAGAGGUGCCCUGGGGCAGGCUUCGGUGUCAGGCCUUCUCAGUGCCUGAGACCCCACCUCUGCCCCCUUCUGUUGCCUAUUUGCCUUUAAGGUGGCACUUCUACGAACCCAAUGUGAAAGGCACCCAGACACCUCUUCUCAGGCUGCAGGGGCCCCGGGUGCUGGGACGUCCCCCCAGCCCCACAGAGCCAACCCCUCGCUUUGCCCUGGAGUGAACCCUUGCAACAGAACAGGCCUGGCUCUCUCUGGUGUCAAGUCUGGCCUGUGCCCCGUGGUGGACCACAGUGCCUGGCACCAGCCACCGCCUCCUUUGUAAGAGGGUUUGGGCAGUUUUUAAUAAACGUGGCACGCGCCAAGCCUUCA
Molecule: messenger RNA, 2185 nt
Organism: Hyaena hyaena (striped hyena)
Lineage: Eukaryota; Metazoa; Chordata; Mammalia; Carnivora; Hyaenidae
Gene: GBGT1
Product: globoside alpha-1,3-N-acetylgalactosaminyltransferase 1 (FORS blood group)
Exons: 7
Coding region: 279-1322 (347 amino acids)
Biological process (GO): carbohydrate metabolic process
Cellular component (GO): Golgi apparatus; membrane; vesicle
Molecular function (GO): globoside alpha-N-acetylgalactosaminyltransferase activity
Source: RefSeq, a predicted model, not a curated record